Messenger RNA from Triticum turgidum subsp. durum (durum wheat), 612 nucleotides. The record is from the annotation of a GenBank genome assembly. NCBI's taxonomy places the organism in Eukaryota, Viridiplantae, Streptophyta, Magnoliopsida, Poales, Poaceae.
AUGGGUAACUGUCAACUCAAGGAUUUGAAUUUAUUUGGCAGGCACCAAUUGGCAGUGAGAGGUAGAAGGGGAAUGUUGACACCGUGUUCCAUGCUCCUUCAGACAUGGAGUCCAGGCGCGCACGGCUCCGUCGCCCCGCGCGCUCCAUUGGAGGAGCCCCCGCCCUGCACGUGGCCGCCUUGGAGCUGGAGCGCUUCCUGCCCCACACCCCUUGUCUGCUCUGGCGGCGGGUUCCUCCUGGCCGCGAUGAUGCCCGAGGCCGGCCGCUACACCUGCAAGAAGGAUGACGGCAUCUGCAACAGCAAAUGUUGCUGCAAAGAUAUUAGUGUGGUGGUCAUUGUGUGCAUGCAAUUAACCAGGACGACGAGCGCGGCGACGAGUCCGACCAGGGCGCGCUGGCAGAGGAGGCCCAUGAGCUCGCCGCUCCUGAUGGCGAGGGCGUGCGCGACUUGGAUGGUGGCCGCCAAGGCCAACGCCGGUGAGGACGUCGUCUCGGAGUUCAUUGGGGGGCUCAUCCCAUUUGACAAGGCACGUGCCACUACAAGUGGAGGGUGGCUUUGUGAAGGAUGUGGAGGUGGGAGAAGAAGAACUCUGAAGGAAAGAGGUGAGUAG